Messenger RNA from Paramacrobiotus metropolitanus, 2143 nucleotides. RefSeq names its product ADP/ATP translocase 3-like. Gene Ontology annotation, molecular function: ATP:ADP antiporter activity. Gene Ontology annotation, cellular component: mitochondrial inner membrane. Lineage: Eukaryota; Metazoa; Tardigrada; Eutardigrada; Parachela; Macrobiotidae. The coding region runs from base 670 to 1737 and encodes 355 amino acids. The record is from RefSeq and is a predicted model, not a curated record. Gene Ontology annotation, biological process: mitochondrial ADP transmembrane transport; mitochondrial ATP transmembrane transport. The transcript is spliced from 8 exons.
ACGUUACUACUCUGUAGUAGUAGUAUUAAUCCAUUUUUCAGUUUCAGGUAGUAUUAUUCCUGUUUCCUUGUCGGUUCCGCCCCGUUUGAACAUCAUAGUAAAACCGAAAAUCAUGAAAAAGUUUAUGAGAGGAUGACCAAAUUAAAAUACGAGAUUCCAGUUAGCACAUGUUAGCACGCUUUCAGUUUUAAAUCAAUGUUUUUUCAAGCUUUUUUUGCCAGAAGCAAAAAUACUGUUCGUAUGUCCGAGAGGAAGCGCCAGCAUCCCUUCAAUAUUACACCGUACGUACGUACGGCAUAUGCACCCACCGGAACAGUGCCGUACAGUGCACUGAGUGCACACACAGACCACAGUCACUUACUGCGCCAUGACAGGCAAAAUUUAACAGACAGAGAAAAAUGGAAUUUCCCAACAAUAACAACCGCACAUGGAACAACUUUCCGCACGACUUAUAACCGGUCAGAAUGGAACUGCGAUAAGUCGAUAAUCAUUCAUUUUUCAUUUUACCCGAAUAAAAUGUGGAUCAAAACACUGUGUUACAACAUCCCUUUCACUCAUAUUUUGAUGUUGUACGCUCACCAGUUACUGGCAGAUCCUGUCCACUAACCAGAGACUCGGUUGCUGUAGUUGCUUGAUGUGAUCGUGAAUGCGCAUCCUGUGUGCUAGAAAAUGCCCAAAGACAUCAACGACCACAUUGACGAUGCGAAGAAGGACGUGAAGAAGAGCGUGGCCUCGGCGGCCAACAAGGUGGAGCAGACGGCCAAGAAAGCCGCCGGCAAGGACAGCACCGCCGUCGGCUUCCUUAAGGACUUCACGGCCGGUGGUAUCGCGGCCGGUGUGGCAAAGACCGCCGUGGCGCCCAUCGAACGCGUAAAACUUCUGCUACAAGUACAACAUGUGUCGAAGCAGAUUUCGGAGGACAAGCGCUACAAAGGCAUCAUCGACGCCUUCGUGCGCAUCCCCAAGGAGCAGGGCGUGGCGGCCUUUUGGCGCGGCAACCUGGCCAACGUCAUCCGCUACUUCCCCACGCAGGCCCUCAACUUCGCCUUCAAGGACCGCUAUAAACAGAUGUUCCUGUCCGGGGUGGACAAGAACAAGCAGUUCUGGCGCUUCUUUGUCGGCAAUCUGGCCUCGGGCGGCGCCGCCGGUGCCACAUCGCUGCUCUUCGUCUAUCCGUUGGAUUUCGCCAGGACACGAUUGGCCGCUGAUGUCGGUACGGGAAAGAAGGGUGGGGAGCGAGAAUUCAAGGGCCUGACGGACUGCAUUAUGAAAACCUUUCGGAAGGAUGGGAUUACGGGAUUGUACCAAGGCUUCGGCAUUUCCGUCGGCGGUAUUAUUAUUUAUCGAGCAGCGUAUUUUGGAAUGUAUGACACGGCUAAAGGGAUGGUGCCGGAAUCGAGAAAGCAAUCGCACUCCAAAGGCAUGCAGUUCCUUAUCAGUUUCGUAGUGGCUCAAGUUGUCACCACCAUUUCCGGUAUUUUGAGCUAUCCCUUCGAUACGGUUAGGAGACGGCUCAUGAUGCAGUCGGGUCGAGCGCGGGAGGAUCGCGUGUAUCGCGGCACCGUCGACGCCUUCGUAAAAAUUACCCGCGACGAGGGCAGUCGGGCCUUCUUCAAGGGCGCCUUCAGUAACAUCCUGCGUGGCACCGGCGGUGCCCUCGUGCUGGUCUUCUACGAUGAAUUCCGCCGGUUGCUCUUCGGUGGUGAAAGCAGCGGAUACAGCGAAGGCGGUGGAUAACCGGCGACGCUGUUUAUUCCACAGCCGCGGCGACUGCUAUGGGUUUUCUUGCCAGGCAUUGGUUAUGCCGCCGGGAAAACGGUUGGUGUGGAAAUGUUGUGGUUGGUGAGAGUUUUGCUCGGAUUGGAUCAAAUUAGAAUGGCAGUACCUUUUUAUUUAUUGGGCCAAGUCCAUUUUUCCUGGGAUCUUGUUAGCUUUAUAGACACAAUCAUUAUUCUGUUGUAAUUUAUAUCGCUCAUGUCAAUGAUGUUGUUCGUAUUUUUUCAUGUGAGUCUAGCUUGUUUCUGAUUCUUUUUUAUAUUUCGAAUUUUCUCUUUUUUCUAAAAUUUCAGUAAGCACGAGCGCAUUUUUUCUUCAAAAUUUAGCUUGUUUGUCAGGUAUUAAAAUAAAUCUGAAUAAUAGGUGA